Messenger RNA from Bubalus bubalis (water buffalo), 656 nucleotides. RefSeq names its product complement factor H-like. The transcript has 4 exons. The record is from RefSeq and is a predicted model, not a curated record. The coding region runs from base 72 to 641 and encodes 189 amino acids. Lineage: Eukaryota; Metazoa; Chordata; Mammalia; Artiodactyla; Bovidae.
GAAGCAGAUUUUUGAACCCUAAAUAGUGCAACUGGAGUAUUUGUGUGAAUGUACCACUGGGAAAAUCUAACAUGUUGUUGUUGAUCAGUGUCCUUCUCACCUUGUGGUUUUACACUGCUCAUGGACAGGGGAAACAUUGUAAUUAUCCAGUAAUAAAACAUGGACGGCUAUAUCAUUCAUACAGUGGAUACUUUCCAGCACGUGUAAAUCAACAGUUUCUCUAUAACUGUGAUCAGUAUUUUGUGCCUCCUUCACAAUAUUCCUCGGAUUACCUGACUUGCACAGCAGAAGGAUGGUCUCCAGAAGAGCCAUGCCUCAGAGAAUGUAUUUUCAAUAAUUUGGAAAAUGGAUAUACCCCAAGUAGUGAAAAAAAAGUUGUACAGGGUGAAACUGUAAGGGUUCGCUGCUAUCAUGGCUACAGUCUUCAAAAUAAUCAGAACACAAUGACCUGCACAGAGAGUGGCUGGUCUCCUCCUCCCAGAUGCAUCCGUGUCAAAAAAAUUGGAUGUUCUCAACCACCUCAAAUAGACCAUGGAACCAUUAACUCAUCUAGCUCUGCAAAAGAAAGGAGAGAAAUACAUGAACAAAGGCUGUAUGCACAUGGCACGAAGUUAAGUUAUAUAUGUGAAGAAGACUUCUAGAUAUCUGAAAAUAAU